AGACAAAUGAUGAAAGGUGUAUUAGAUAUCAAUUCAAUCCCACCUCAAUCACAUUUAUCGUCACAUUUAAACCUCAUCAAAUAUCAAUCUGCUGGGCUAUAUUUUGCAUGUUUAAUCAUUUUGCUUUUUAUCAGAAUUCAGAUUCCUGUAGAAAUUAGACCUUAACAAGUAAGUACUAGAUACCUUGUAUUCUGUACAACAGUUUUACUCUACACUGCAGGUUAGAAGGACUAUAUCUAUGUCGUGAAAGAUUUAAACACUCAAAAACGUGGUGGUAAAAACUGUCCGAAGCAUGUACAAUCUGUUCUGGCAUCUAUCAUUCAUCAUCCCAAUCAUGUUAUUGCGCCUUCGUUCAUCAUAUAUGAAAAAGUGAUAAAAGAGGAUAAAGAUGUCUUAUUUGUUGUUCUUUUUAACACGUAUGAUACAAAAAAGUUUAAAACACAUGGAUGCUGACUGCAAAUUAGUUACAGAUCUAUUCAUUAGAAAAGUAUCGACGGUUUAUGACUUGUCUUGUAUCUGCUUCUUCUGUUGUAGAUAUCUCCACAUUACAUUUUCAGAAAGUGAUGGUCGUGGUUUCAUUAUGUAUAUGGACGCUACUCUGGAUAUUUACACAUGUACAAGUGGCUUCUCAUCACUACCAGGAUUACAACGCAUUGUUUCUGCAAAGGACAGAGAACGAGUGGCGAUCUCUCUGGCACACAGACUGUCAUCGCGUCUGUCAUUAUGAACUGGAUCAACAUGUAGACUUGGCCUGUCGGAUGGACAUUUACAGAAUCCGGAAACGCUCUGCAGACUGGGAGCGUGCAGCUAAACGGAAACACAUUAACGGGGAAUUCUCUGAAGACAAUGGCGUUUUUAUAGAAAAAUCUGCUUCAAUGAAGUUUUUAUCUCCAGUAAUGGACAUGCGAAGUAAAAAGAAUGUUUUGAACGAGUGUUGCUAUUCCAAAGGAUGUAGCUGGGAAGAAUUCGCAGAAUUUUGUCAGUUUUCUAUAAGACUUCCCGCUACAGAUGCUAACUCCUGUGCGUGAUAAGUUGUCACUCUGUAGAACGAUGUAACCAGUCACUCUGUAGAACGAUGUAACCAGAAAUGGAACAACAGGAAGCCUUUAAUAAUCUUCAU
Messenger RNA from Saccostrea cuccullata (small rock oyster), 1120 nucleotides. RefSeq names its product probable insulin-like peptide 7. The record is from RefSeq and is a predicted model, not a curated record. Bases 501 to 1028 code for a protein of 175 amino acids. The transcript is spliced from 3 exons. Lineage: Eukaryota; Metazoa; Mollusca; Bivalvia; Ostreida; Ostreidae.